Molecule: messenger RNA, 2427 nt
Organism: Meleagris gallopavo (turkey)
Lineage: Eukaryota; Metazoa; Chordata; Aves; Galliformes; Phasianidae
Source: RefSeq, a predicted model, not a curated record
CGCCGUCCUUCCCUCCGCUCCCGUUCUUUCCCCGCGUGAGCCGCCCUGCUCUCGUCGUCGCCGUGCAUCGGAGCGCUGCGUCUCCGCCGCUCGGCGAUGCCCCGGACCGCCGCCGAUCCACCGGCCGGAACCGAUCGCACCGCAGCCUCGUCGCUCCGAUCGGUGAGGACACGGCACGGGGACAUGCGUAACGAGCGACGGAUCUCGGCGUGACAGAACGCGAGUGGGACAGACCGCGCGGGGGUGACCGAGCGGCGCGCUGCGGCGGAACGGGAACAUUAAAUCGGUGUUUGUACGUUGGACUCGCACUGCGUUCCUGCGCCCCGCGCUCUGCGUUCCUGCACCGCGUGGGAUCUGUGCCCAGCGCGCGCGGCGCUCCCGGAAGUGACGUCAUCCCCGUGCGCCGCGCCGCCCGUUGCCUAGCGACCAUGACGGGGCGGCGGGCGCGCGGCCCGUUGCAGCGAGUGCAGCGACGGAGCCGGGAGCUGCGGGCACAGGUGGAGGCGCUGCGGGUAGAGAGCGCGGGCGCGGCCGUCGGGCGGCGAGAGGCCCUGAGGCAAAGAUGUUUGCAGCUGCAGAAACUGGUGGAUGAGAAUACAAAUACUCUUCACAGUUUGACAAAAGCUGAUGAGCCUGCACCGGUGGGGAAUUAUAACCAGAGGAAAGAAGAAGAAGAAAAGCUAUUGCUAAAGUUAUCCCAGCAGCUGCAGAAACUUGAUCAUAUCUUGGAUCAGGGUAACGUGGCUACAAAUGACACGGUGAAUGAGGGACAUCAGAAAGAUCCUCGAAGAGAAGACAAAGAUAAAGAAGAGGAUGAGAGUUCUGAUGACAAUGGAGAAAGUAGUGAGGAAGAAGAAAGUGAAGAAGCAGAUGAGGAAGAUGAGGAUAAAUUGUUGGAUGAUCCUGAUGUUAAAGAAUGCAUUGCAGUGGGAAACUUUAAUGCACAGCAGGAAGGGGACCUCACAUUUACGAAAGGUGAAGUCCUGCUUAUACAUGAUAAGAAGGCGGAUGGCUGGUGGGUAGCUGAGAACUCAAAAGGGGAGAGAGGCCUCGUGCCUAGAACCUAUCUUGCGGUCCAUAAUGAAGAUGAAGAAAGCCAAGAGGAAAGUGAUGAACACAUAGAAGUGGUGGAUGAAACAGCAGAUGGAACUGAAAUUAAAAGAAGAACAGACUCUCACUGGAGUGCUGUAAGAAAAGCUAUCACAGAGAGUGACACAGUAGAGAUGUUGGCAACCAUGGGAGCUGUUCCUGCAGGAUUCCGUCUAUCCACGCUUUCCCAGCUCUUAGAACAAGGUAAUCAGUUCAGAGCAAGUUACUUCUUGCAGCCUAAACUUACUCCAUCCCAGCUGGCUUUUAAAGAUUUGGUGUGGGAUUCUGAAAAAAUACUGUGAAUCUAUCCUAUACCAACUCGAGUAUCCCUGAUUGUAACUUUAUGUAGCUGUAAAACGAUUCCUCUCCCAGCAGCCAGCAUUCAGGUUCUCAGUAGACACGUUCGACUCUGUCUGUUCGAUGGCAAUCGGGUGCUGAGUAACAUUCAUACAGUGAGAGCUACGUGGCAACCUAAAAACCCUCAAAUGUGGACCUUUUCUCCACGGGUAACAGGCAUUUUACCCAGCUUACUGGAUGGUGACUGUUUUGUCAGGUCCAAUUCCUUAUCUUCGGACAUUGGUUUACUAUUUGAACUUGGCAUCACUUACAUUCGCAACUCAACAGGUGAACGACAAGAGCUAAGCUGUGGCUGGGCAUUUCAGAAGCUUUUUACUUCUGAUGGAAUGCCUGUUCCUUCCAAAAUGUAUGAGCUGCUAUUAAAUGGUGGUACUCCAUAUGAGAGAGGUGUUGAGGUUGACCCAUCACUAUCAAGAAGAGGUACGGUUUCCCACAAACAUUUCAUAAGUAAAAUGAUAUGUGCCAUACCUUUUUUAUAACAUGCAGAGCUUAGUUGGGGCUGUUAUUAGCAUGCAGUCAGUCACCACAGCCUGGUAUUGUUUUGUGUGCUCACGUUUUGCAUGAGGGAGAAUUGGUUGUUAGUGCUAGCUGGAUUCACAACCAUCUGUCAGUGCUAACACCUCUGUAACUUCUGUUAUUUGUAGGUUGAGGAUUCUUUUUUGAUGCAGGUUUUCAGUUACUUCUGUAAUUGCACUGAACAUGUGUUGGUUGUGGGGUCCUGCUACAAGGUUCAGCAGAAACACUGAUCUAAAGAGUUUCCAAGGCUUCCUGUUUUUUCCCUGUCUCGCAGCACCUGGUGUGAUAAGCAACAGGCAGUACAGGUGAUGCUGUGAACUGCAGCAGGGAACUGAGCCAGAUGGAAAGAACUCACCAAAACAAGCCAGUGGCAGAAGGGAGUUUGAGCAAGCAAAUGGAGGGGGACUCCUUUGCCCUGUGUGGCUUGAGUUAGGCUAAAUACUGAUACAACUGAAAAUACAAAAA